GUAUCUAAUAUUGCUCACGUGACACAUCCAGCCAAGCGAAAUCUUGCCAAAUAGCCCCCGUAACCCCAAUCCCCUAACAGCUGUUUGCUGACUGGAUGCGGGGGGUCACCUUACUAUCUUCGCUAUCUUGUCGAGCAAAUGCAAUCUUCCUCUCUCUUUUAUUCUCUCUCUCUCUCCCUCUCUCUCCCUCUCUCUCUUUAUCUCUCUCUUUCUUCGACGCCAUUGCCGAGAGCGUUGUGGAGAGUUUGUUGUGUCAAGAAGCAGGCGUCCAUUAUCAUCCCAGCUCCAAAAAGCGUCCUGAUAACUCCAAAAACCGAUGUACGCUCUCACUUUCACUCUCACAGACUAACCGUAUCUUCUUGGUCCUACAAACAAACAGCCGGGGGGACACAACGGGAGCGGGAGAGAAAACGCAUGGCACACUCUCAGCAAUUUUCCACCCAACCGAUAGCACGCUUGCUACGGUGCGGCAUCGCGGUCCUGACCACCGUGUGGCCACAGUUGUCGUCGGCCUUUCGUAUCAACCGGGAGCAAAUUUCGGUAAAAACAUUUCGUGCUUCACUCACCGUACAACGGCAGACGCAAUCACACGCGAAGCUUUUCUGUGCACGGUCGUUGCUAUAAGUGGUAUAUCUUUCUCAAAAAUAAUAAAACACACCCACACGGUAUUGCCCGCAGUAUCAUUGUCAACAGUGUGUUUCACAGCACCAGCAGCGAGUGUUUGUGCUUUUUGUUUUCCUUUGUACGUUAAACCAACAGCCAACAAACAUGGCAGCGCAUGACAGCGGUGAAAUAAACCAUCGCAACACAAGGUCACGCAGUGAAAUGCGCCACCGGCACAGCUAAGCCAUUAUUUGCAAGAACAGUGAAAAUGCAGCAAACAAAAAAGUGAAACAGCAGCGCCUCGUUGUAUCGCUACAAACAAUGUGAGAACGGCUGUGAUUUAAUCAAAUGUGGUGUCGGACAACGGACCACGAGAGACCAAAGAAUCAUCUGUUUCACCACGGAUUAAAACGAACCCUGCGGUGGGAAAUGUGUGCCGGGAAAAAAAUGUGAAACGAUCGGGCAAAAUAAAUAACGAAAGGCGAUUUUUCUAUCACACCUUGGGCAUCAGUGGUAACCAGUGGCGGCGAGAGAUUCUCAUUGUCGGUGUUUUUUUUUUGUUUUUCAUCGCUAUCAAAUAAUCCCUAAAUCGUUUCGAGUAUAAAUCAUCCCGUAUCCCGUCGGUUGCGAUGACGAACGAGUCUAAAAUUACGCCAACCGAGCUACCGGGGCUGCAUCAUCAGCUGCCGAUGCUGAUGCCCGACGGGACGUUGGGCAACAGCUCUUGGACGGAUCUGCUGAACUAUACCUUCGAAAAUGAGGCGCUCUAUCACGUCAACACAUCAACCAUCGAGCGAAUCGUCUCGCUGAUGGUGCCAGUAUUCUUUGGCUUCAUCGGACUCGCCGGCCUGCUCGGCAAUGGGUUGGUUGUGUUGGUGGUUGCCGCGAACCAGAGCAUGCGAUCGACCACCAACUUGCUGAUCAUCAACCUGGCAGCGGCUGACUUGCUGUUCGUCGUGUUCUGCGUGCCUUUCACUGCCGUCGACUACGUGUUGCCCGAGUGGCCCUUCGGAGAGUAUUGGUGCAAGUUUGUCCAGUACAUGAUCGUCGUCACGGCACAUGCCAGCGCGUACACACUCGUCCUGAUGUCGCUGGAUCGGUUCCUGGCAGUGGUACAUCCCAUCACCAGCAUGUCCAUUCGUACCGAGCGAAAUGCUUCACUUGCUAUUUGCUUGACGUGGUUUGUCAUCCUAACGACGGCCAUACCGGUGGCCAUCUCGCACGGAGUGCUGUUCUAUCCACGCCAGGGUGGCUAUUAUACGGCAUGCCUUUUUCUUCACAAUGAAGGCUACAGCUUAGUUGCCUUUCAUGUGUCAUUUUUCCUGUCAUCGUACGUGGUGCCCCUGUCGCUAAUAUCCUUCCUGUACAUGGGCAUGCUGGCACGGCUAUGGAAAGGUGCCCCCGGAGGCCGUGCCUCGGCAGAAUCCAGGAGGGGCAAGAAGCGUGUAACCCGAAUGGUGGUCGUCGUGGUGCUGGUCUUUGCCUUCUGCUGGUGUCCAAUACAGGUGAUCCUGCUGCUAAAGUCACUGAAGCUGUACGGGCUGACCCACGCCAGCAUCAUCUUUCAGAUCGUGUCGCACGUGCUGGCCUACACCAACUCCUGCAUCAAUCCCGUACUGUACGCCUUCCUGUCGGACAACUUCCGGAAAGCGUUUCGCAAGGUGAGCAAGGUUGUCUGGUGCGGUAAGCCUCCGCCACCAACCAUCCCGCCCGCGGCCCAAACCAAGACGACGCGCACCACCGGCAACGGCACCUCGAACGCGGACGCCUUAUGAGCCGAGGAGCCGGCCGUCGGCGAGGCCAGAUUUAUGGUGGAGAAGUACAUCGAAAUCGCGAGUGUCUGAGCGACGGCCCCCGGCCAGCCCGGCCAGUCCGCGCGUGCCGAACGGUUCGACUUUUGCUGAAGCGGUCCCGCAGCUCCCGAGCGGCGGCAUCAGGAGGGAGGCCGAUCGGCCUCCUGCUAGUGAAACAUGUCUGUAAAUAUUAAUUUUCUUCUGACUUGUGUUUCGUUUUUACGGCAUGUACACACACACGCACACACAGCUGCUGCUAGAUAAAUAUACUUCCCCGUUUGAAGGCACGAGCGAGUGUUUGCCUCCUGCCAAGUGUGUGUGUGUGUGCAUCUGCCAGCUCCACCUUAGGUGGUGAUACUUACCGGCCUCGCGCAUAACUUCCACACGCACGACCUCCAUCCCAGCCCCAAAUAUAGAAGCCAAGCGAAAGUAUAGCCCCCCAGCUUUUGUCCAUACCGACCCACACUUCUCGGAACACUCCACGAGACACCGCGAAAUUCAUUUGCACUUCGGGCACAACGACUUCGAACAUCUCAGCUAUCAGCCCCCCUGGGAUGCUUCGGAAUGGCCAAACCCUCCCCGAAGUGGUCCGGUGGUCUCGCGGUGCUCGCUGGACUGUCGCUCUUCCCCCCGCUCGCUCCGAACCAUCGCCCUCGGCUUCGUGGUUUUUUUUUUUGCGUGAUCGCUGGCCCCAACGCAAAACGCAAAACCCCGCGCGGGUGAUUGAUUUCGGUGGCAAUCAACCGGUGGCGAAUGUGAUUGCGUCAAACUUGUCCGGACCGCUCCCGUUGGCUUUGCUGUAAUAGCAGCAGUGCUGACCUUCGCCGAGCCGGACUCAGUGGUCGUUCGGUGCGUCAAACAACCGCAGCAUCCGCUGCUUCUUCACCGCAGGGAAGAACGCUGAGAGCGCACCGCCGUCAAACAAACAAACAAACAAACCCGGCGCUCGCGCGCUCGUUUACUUGGGAACUUGGCCACCGCUCGGUGUGCUUCGCCGUGUUCCCGGGAAGACCUGCGGUUGACAGGUCGAGUGACCGAGUGACGCGUUGCUGUAUGUGGUUGGCCCUUACAGUGACACACGCGCAAACGCACGCUCGUCUGUCCAUUUCAUUACGUGCUCCUUACCGCCCACUGGGAGCAUCUAAUGAUAUUGUUUGAUGGGCAUGUAUGUGUGUGAGUGUGUAUCAUGGCCACCACUAAAUUGAAACCGUUGCAAUAACGGCAACAUAAUCAUAAUCCGAAACGCCGGAUUUCUAAUCAGUAUAGGCGCUGCAAAUGUCUUCUCCUCCGCCCCGGGGUUGCCCUUAGCAACUGGUGACAUCGGGGAAGAUGUGCCACCCCGGAGAUUGUGAGACAUUUGAUUUAGUGUUUAAGUACGUGUGUGUGUGUGUGUGUGUUUUCGUUUGAGUGAUAGUGUGGCGCCGCCUGUCCCAGCAGAUCGAUGAUUUCUAAUUAUAAGCCUAUUAAGCAGUAAAGUUCCCGGUCCCUUUUGAGUUGCGCUCCGACGAAAUUACCCGGCCACCGGGCAGCAGAACCUGUGCGGUGCUGCAGUGUCGGUUCGGUUUGCAGGCACCUGCGAGGGGGAAGAGGGAGUGGACCGAUUAGCAAAUCGUUCAACAUGGCCGAACCGAAAAGUGAUUAGCGUGUAUCGAUGCACAACGCGGCCGUGCGAUUAAUCGCCGCCAGCGGGCCCAAUUUUGAAUGCUCAAGCAACCGUUGUUGAACGCACUAAUCGCCCUGCGGUGUUAAAUGAUGUGUUUCUGUAUGUGUGUGUGUGUGUGUGUGUGUGACUCCAUUCGGACAUAACGUCGCCCCAGGUGUUUCGGGCGGCAUUAGUCGAAGAUUUGUCCGCUCUACUAGUAGUUCUUCGGGGUCUUGGAAGUUCAGGAACAUCCGGCUCGCCACAACCUGCUGGGGCAAUGGUGCAUUUUAUGAGGCUACAGAUCAUUAGUUCACAUGCGCUAUUGGCGAUACUCAUGGCCAUGCUGUGCCAACCGGCUGACGUCAGUCCGACAUAGUUGAUGUGCGACGGCGAACGAUGUUGAAGCAUGGCGGGUCUCUUUUAUUUGAACCCUUGGAAAGAGACGGAACUGACAGAGAAUAUUAAUUUGACACAAAAACUCUCUCACACACACAGACACACACAAAUUUGCUAUUGACGUACUCGCAGGUAACGUAAUACACUUAUCCGCGCCUGUCCUACGAUUUUUAACCUUAAACGGCGCUCCUUUUGUAAUGGUGCACUGGUACGAGAAGUGGCUAGAAACUGUACAUAUUAAAAUCAGGCAUGUAAUCUCCGAUCCGAACAGUCGAACAGUGAACAGCUUCACUCCGAAACGUGCGUACCUUCCGGUUGUUAGUUGUUGUUGAAAUUAUUGCGUCCCGAUCCCGGCGCGAUUCGUUUGGCGGUUCUUGUUACGCAAACUGUUACGUGCACAACUGGAAGGCAUUGUUGGACCAGUUUCUGGAGCUGGAGGCACGAGUACACGAGAUAGUGUAGUUUAAUCCCGUUUAGAUGAUGGUGUUUUUUCAAUGCAUAAAUGGAAGAUUUUUAACUUGUACUAACUAAUUGAGAAUAUUAUAAAUUUAAGCGAUUGUGUCAAAUGUUUACUACACCGUGCUAAGCACGUUAAGCAAAUGUGUAUGAUACAUUUUUUAAAGAAUUACUAUAUCUGAAAUGUAAAAUAUUUGCUGUACUGUAAGUCCGUUUCUCCAUUGUAUCGAUGUAAAAAUGCAAACCGCAUUCUCUUCUGUGUACAAAAAAAAAUAAUGUAUGUUUUUAGACUAUGAAUUUAUUAAUAAAUUUACUCCACUUUUUAC
This is a messenger RNA of Anopheles coluzzii, 5216 nucleotides long. It is a transcript of the gene AstA-R1, whose product is annotated as allatostatin-A receptor. Gene Ontology annotation, molecular function: G protein-coupled receptor activity. The transcript is spliced from 9 exons. Gene Ontology annotation, biological process: G protein-coupled receptor signaling pathway. The record is from RefSeq and is a predicted model, not a curated record. Gene Ontology annotation, cellular component: membrane. The coding region runs from base 1233 to 2378 and encodes 381 amino acids. Lineage: Eukaryota; Metazoa; Arthropoda; Insecta; Diptera; Culicidae.